Calliphora vicina (urban bluebottle blowfly) is the source of this 1879-nucleotide messenger RNA. RefSeq names its product protein tumorous imaginal discs, mitochondrial. NCBI's taxonomy places the organism in Eukaryota, Metazoa, Arthropoda, Insecta, Diptera, Calliphoridae. The record is from RefSeq and is a predicted model, not a curated record. Gene Ontology annotation, molecular function: heat shock protein binding; ATP binding. The transcript is spliced from 2 exons. The coding region runs from base 94 to 1617 and encodes 507 amino acids. Gene Ontology annotation, cellular component: mitochondrion. Gene Ontology annotation, biological process: response to heat; negative regulation of apoptotic process; mitochondrion organization.
AGCAUGGAAGUUACGGCAUUUCAUCAGCUGUGAUUGUGAUAGAAUUUUGUGUGGAAAAGAAUUGUGUGUAAAAAGCGAAAAAUUUAUGUAAAAAUGAUAACUUGUAAUCGCAUAAAUUUGCACAUUUUACGUAAAGUAUCAAUUAAAAGUGUAACACAACAGCCUCUGCUGGCAAUCGAGAAUAUUGGAAACAGCAGACAAAACACAAAGUCCUGGACCAGCCUCAGUUUAACAAAUGGAAAUUUCUUAUUGCAAAGACAGCUGGAGCAACAACAACAACACCAGACAAGUAAAAUACAACGUAACUUUUAUACCUCACAAAAAUUAAAUGCCAAGGAUUACUAUCAAACACUGGGAGUGGCUAAAAAUGCCUCGGCUAAAGACAUAAAAAAGGCCUACUAUCAAUUGGCUAAGAAGUAUCACCCUGAUACGAAUAAGGACGAUCCCGACGCCGGUCGCAAGUUUCAAGAGGUUUCUGAAGCCUAUGAAGUCUUGAGUGAUGACACAAAAAGACGGGAAUAUGAUACAUAUGGCCAAACUUCAGAAAAUAUGGGUCGCCAGGGAGCAGGAGGUUUUGGCGGACAUGGUCCUCAAGGAUUUUCACAAAAUUGGCAAUUUAGAUCGUCCAUAGAUCCAGAAGAAUUAUUCCGUAAAAUAUUUGGUGAAGGAAAUUUCCGUUCCAAUUCAUUUGAUGAUUUUGCCGAGUCACAAUAUGGUUUUGGCCGCUCCCAAGAAAUGGUAAUGGAUUUGACAUUUGCCCAAGCUGCUAGAGGUGUCAAUAAAGACAUCAAUGUGAAUGUGGUGGACACCUGCAAUAAAUGCAAUGGCAGCAAAUGUGAACCGGGUACCAAACCAGGCAAAUGUCAAUAUUGUAAUGGCACAGGUAUGGAAACCAUAUCGACUGGCCCCUUCGUCAUGCGCUCCACAUGCCGCUAUUGCCAGGGCACACGGCAAUACAUUAAGUAUCCUUGUGCCGAAUGUGAGGGUAAGGGACAAACAGUGCAAAGAAGAAAAGUAACAGUACCAGUGCCGGCUGGCAUUGAAAAUGGACAAACUGUUCGCAUGCAAGUGGGUAAAAAGGAACUAUUCAUUACGUUCCGUGUCGAGCCUAGUAAAUACUUUAAACGUGAGGGUGCCGAUGUUCAUACCGAUGCUACCAUUUCCCUGUCACAGGCAGUCUUGGGAGGCUCAAUACGUGUCGAAGGCGUCUAUGAAGAUCAAUGGCUAAAUAUAGAACCGGGCACUUCAUCACAUCACAAAAUUUUCCUCAGAGGCAAAGGUCUGAAGCGUGUAAAUGCUCACGGCCACGGUGACCACUAUGUAAAUAUUAAAAUAGAAAUUCCUAAAAAAUUAACCAAAGAACAAAAAGAGUUAUUACAACGUUAUGCUGAAUUAGAAACAAAUACACCGGGUUCGAUACAUGGCUUGGCAAAUCGACAAGAUGGCAGCAAGAAAGCAACUUCAAGCUCUUCACAAAAUUCCACAAAAAGUGAAACCGAGUCACCAUCUUCGUCAGCACAAUCUUCUACAACACCGAAAUCGUCUUCAAAAGAAGAGGAAGAUAAAAAAGAUAAAGAUUCAGGCAUGUUUUCGAAACUAAAAUCCAUGUUUAAUUAAUUAAUCUUAAUUAAUUGGCUGUUUUUUAAUUAGUAAUUUUGUUUUGUUAAAAUUUUGUGUAUUUUAUCCCCUUCCUCAACAGCUGUUAAGAAUUUGCAAGAAGUUUGUAGAACAAAUGCCUCCCAACUAAGUUCGAUUUUUUUUUAUAAAAUGUUAAUUUUAUAAAAAAGUAAAUAAAUAAAUAAAAGAACAUGUUAUGUUAUAAUUGUUAGUUAUUUUACAUUAAAAAAAUAACAAUAAAUAGACAAAAUGAUAAAACAAA